Molecule: messenger RNA, 2437 nt
Organism: Dunckerocampus dactyliophorus (ringed pipefish)
Lineage: Eukaryota; Metazoa; Chordata; Actinopteri; Syngnathiformes; Syngnathidae
Gene: mycbpap
Product: mycbp associated protein
Exons: 14
Coding region: 566-2329 (587 amino acids)
Source: RefSeq, a predicted model, not a curated record
UGUCGCAGAUCCGCGCUAAAGCUCGGCCUGCGGGCCAGUGGAUACAGGACUCCACAAGCAUCAACUUGUCCAGGCGACUGGACGCGGAUGCGCCCCGUGCGCAUUGCCUGAUAACUACGGAGAGACACUUUGCGGUGCUGUGACGGCCGCGUCUCAGCCGGAAGUCCACCACGCUUCGCCAAAGCCUCGAAGACUUUAUCUAGAUUGGUGCUGUCCUUUGCAGACGUUUCAAAGUAGGCACAGUUGUCACCGAGAGCUUGGAGUACCUCCGCCGUUGAGACAUCUCUCUCAGACUGCAGGAGAUCCACUUUGUUAGCGCACACCACCAAGGCGAGUUCAGAGCGUUUUCUGAGUUUGGAUUUGGCUGCCAGGAUCUCCUGUCUGAGGGCGCAGACCUCUUCGAAAGAGCUUCUGUCAUCCAGACUAAAGACCAGCAGGAAAAUGUCCCCUGAAGCAACAAUUACACAUUUAAUUUAUAUCUCACACUUUCCACCAUGCCAAAAAUAAAGGUACGCACCUGUAAGGAUGGAUAAUCGCCGCUUGGCUGGGAAGUCCCUCUCCCUUGAUGCAUCCAGGAUGUCAAUUUGAAUACUACAUCAAAGCCAGCCACCAAAGACCACAAAAAACAGCGUUCAUGGCCCAUGUGCUCAAAAAUCAGUCAAAGGAUAUGAGCAAAAAUGCUCAUCCGGGAACUCUGCGCCUUGGAUCUCAACCCCUGGCUCAUACAGGAUCUGAGUUUGAUGAUGGAAGGAUGCUUCUUCCACACAGCAUCCUGGGUAGUUUGGAUGACUUUAGAAAGUAUCUGGUGAUGAGAGGAGAGACAGAGUUGGUGAAGCAAGUACCAAAUUCCCAAAGAGACCCUCCAUCACAGGUGCUUAGGAAGAAUCCUUCUGAAGAGGCUCAGAACAAGCAAGACAUUUCUUUAGGUCACAGAAACUUUCAGGCAAAGGCCCUGCAAAAUUGGGAUGCAUAUAUAAGACAGCGAAGGCGGCAGCAGAACAUGUUAUCUGGCCGGCUCCAAAGGCCAGUGGAGAACUUACUGAUGAACCGAGAUUACAGUUUCAAAGAAAUCCAGGAGCAGAGAGAACUUCUAAGACGGGUCAUGCCACUCAUCCAGUCAGGAUAUGGCCACCGUGUGGGAAGUGAAUUUUGGAGUCUCCCCCAGCACUAUGGGGAUGAAAUAAGUGGCAUCAGAGCCACACUGACGCAGACAGAACGAGGCAAACAGAAACCUGUCACACUUAUCAGACAACCACGCAGCAUACUCCAGGAAUCAGGAAUCGCUUGUGCUGAGAUGCUGCGUCCAGCCUCACAGAUUUGGGACCCAAAUACGAACCUGCAUCGCCAUCGUCACAUCAUUAAAGAUCUUCUACGCGGCAUAGACAUCAACAAAACGGACUUUAGCAGACUGGAGGUCAUUGGCUCAAGCAAACCAGCUGCCAAAAUGUGCCCCAGCCCCUUGUUGGAGGAGGUGGCGGUGGAGAACAAGCAGAGCUGCAAGAUUGAAACUGAGAAUGUUGAUCCGUCGACACAUUGUGAUGAUGAUCAGUCUGAUUUAUCAGUCAUUCCUGCUUUGAUGUUUGCCGGGCAGCUUGCCAGCUGGACUGGAAACUCUCCUAGUCAGCAGGGAGAGGUAAGAAUCAACACAACAGUAAUAUUUGAGGCUCUUGUCGGCGAACAGGUCUCGUCUCAACUUAAAAUACACAAUGUGGGCAGCACAGCCAUCCUCUUCAGCUGGCAGAAGCUUCCAAUCCCACAGAGUUUCUCAAACCUACAAUCACAAUCAAACAGCCCACACUUCUACUUCAACACCUCUUCUGGCGUCAUCUAUCCAGGUGGCACCCAGCAGAUUGAGUUUAUAUUUAAGUCAGAGAGACCGGGCCUCCUAACUGAACGUUGGCAGCUCAACACCCACCCUUUACUGCUGCAAGGAGCCUCCAUUCAGGUCACACUCAAAGGGGUGUCACUGUACCAGGACACAACUGAAAAACAGAGGGAAUUCAUACAGCAAAAGUUGGAAGAGACAGUAAGUCAGGAAAUUUGCCAAAUGAUAAUGUACGAUGUGCUUCGGGGGAUCCGGACUCCAGUGAGAUGCAACUCUCCUGCAGAGCCAUUCAAGUUUCAGUACCUUGAUCAGUCGGAAGAGGAGCUAAAGAAGCUUUUGCAAGAAAUGAAUCCAGAACGCAUUUGGCAGCCCUCUGAGUCACCUACACAGGACGAACCUCAGGUGGAUGACCAAAUGGACAGCCUGCGUGUGUCAGUGGAUAAGUUCAAUGAUGGUGAUGACCAAGACACCUACUGCGAUGACACAAUAGACACAGACGACUGAAUGUACUGUACAAGUUGCAACAUUAGGUACACCAACUUAAAAGAAAUUCAAGACAAGAACUGUAAGAACUUGUUAUGGAUAUCUUGUUAUUGAUAUGGAUAUCUUGUU